Messenger RNA from Aspergillus alliaceus, 698 nucleotides. RefSeq lists its product as uncharacterized. The record is from RefSeq and is a predicted model, not a curated record. The coding region runs from base 210 to 560 and encodes 116 amino acids. NCBI's taxonomy places the organism in Eukaryota, Fungi, Ascomycota, Eurotiomycetes, Eurotiales, Aspergillaceae. The transcript has a single exon.
GCUGGUUUUUCCGUUUCUUUCUUUCUUUGCAUGUUAUAUGUCCUUUAUUCCCCAGCUACGAUGAUGUGAUGCACUGCAAAUUCCCUCUCUUAGUUCUAGCCUUCUUUCGUAUUUCUCCGCCAUGAGGGCCGGCUGUUUUCGUUUUGUUUUACUUUUCUUUUCAAUCCCCGCUGAAAGCAAUAUUCUCUGCGUGUCGCUCUAAUGUGAUUAUGAUCAAUGGGUCGGUUUGGGUGGCACGGUUUGGGGCGGUUAUCUGGUGGUAUUCCUAUUUGAUUUUUUUUCCCUUGACUUGUUACGAUCUUAUCCUCGCGGGUUCCAUGGGAGGAGGCGUGGAUUCUGGUGUAUAUGAAAGCAGAUCCACCGGUCGGUCCGAUGCAACGCUGCUUGCAGAUCCACAUUGCUAUUUCUUUGUGCUAGUGUUUCAUGCGAUUUUUCAGCAAGGAGCUGGUGAUAUCAUUAUCUACCCUAUGUCUUUUUCUCGAGCUCCCCUUUCUGCAAUCACGCCAACUACAAAGAUGGUUUCGGGUACUAAAGCAGCAUCAUGCAGGAGAUGUAUAUGAGAAACGUUUACUUCUCUUGUACGUUUGGCGGGUAUCUUCUGACGGCGGGACGACUCGGUUUGACGUUCUACGCUUUUUUCUUCUGCAAUUCAAUUCACGACAUGCACAUGUGGGUGGUUCUCUCUCUAUUCGACUUGA